This is a messenger RNA of Alternaria arborescens, 1224 nucleotides long. RefSeq lists its product as hypothetical. The transcript is spliced from 2 exons. Lineage: Eukaryota; Fungi; Ascomycota; Dothideomycetes; Pleosporales; Pleosporaceae. The coding region runs from base 1 to 1224 and encodes 407 amino acids. The record is from RefSeq and is a predicted model, not a curated record.
AUGGGCCUACCACCAGCUGAUGCCACUCCAACUGAUCACCAAAGAAGGUGCAUCGAACGAAUGCUGCAAACGAAAAAGCUUCACAUUGGCCAGAACCUCCUUGCUUGGAAGAUUCAUUUUGCCUUCCCAGACGCACUGCCCUAUGUUCAUGAUUUGAACAGCAAUGAAAGUCUUGCCUCAGGUCUGGAUGUAUUCGCUCCAUUCCGACUGUACAGCACUUUCAACGACGACCACCGGGACUGCCUGGCAUCAUUAGCAGAUGUGCCAUUUCACACGGUAGAACGAUGGAUUCGUGAGUGCGGACAUUCUUCAACCAGAUUACAAGCGCCAUUGCACGACGUCAACGCCCAUCCCUUCCCUCCAGCAAAUCACUCUCCAGCCACCAAGCGAUCUGAAUUCGCCGGUUCACUCGAUCCCUAUGCUUACCGCGAACCGAAUACAACCCUUCAGCGUCCCCGCAAAGUCAAAGUCGAGAAGGGAUACUUUGAACAAGACUGCCUUACAUGCUUUGAGAAGGGCUUUGACCCUAAGUCGCAGAAACAAUUGCGCAAACACCUCAAGAUGGACAAGCAUACAAAGGAAUACAAACUCAAGUCCACACCGGACAGUCUUCCUGACCAUUAUUCCUGCUGUAACAUCGUCUUCGACGACGAAGACUCCUGGGCAGACCAUGUGGUGGACUGUCACUGCCACUCCUCAGACAUGCUUGGCCCCAAACCAAUGAGCCAUACACAUCCAGCUGCUAGUCUCCAGGGUGUGUCGACUCCCGGGUCGAGCGCAGGCUGGUACGCUGGAGGUAGCUCUUAUCAAGGUACUCCCGGUUCUGGUGUGACCAGAAACACCAGCUUCUCGAGUAAAGGAUCUCGCCGUUACUCUGGUGUAUCAGACCAUCAUGAAGGAUCACCGAACGCUGUAGAAAUUUCCGGUUUUUUCGAAAGUGGGCCAGUGCCUACUAGCCAGCCGCGGAUUCAUCUCGAGCCACCAUAUCUCCCCUCAACUGUCAUAUCUAUAGAUUCACCAAGUGAGCAGCUUCCUCUUGCAAUGGAUGUAUUUGGCAACAACCUGUUCGACGACAAUCACAACAAGGUCUUCCGCGCUUGUGAUAACUCUCUCGUAUCUAAUGGGUAUGCCGGCCUGACCUCCAUAUUGCCUGGGCGUCCACUAUAUGCAUACCCAGGCUCUGGCAAAGUCCACAGCUACUGGUACGGCAUCAACAUAUGGUAG